Molecule: messenger RNA, 1335 nt
Organism: Coffea arabica (coffee)
Lineage: Eukaryota; Viridiplantae; Streptophyta; Magnoliopsida; Gentianales; Rubiaceae
Source: RefSeq, a predicted model, not a curated record
AUGCCUGGACUUGGCAAGACCACAUUAGCCAAUAAAGUUUAUGCUGCUCCUUCAGUCAGGUCAUAUUUCCAUGUUCGUGGCUGGUGUUGUGUUUCUCAAACGUAUAGCAUGCAUAGUUUGUUAGUUCAGCUUUUGUGUAGUAUUUCUUCUAAGAGCUCUAACGAAUAUCUUAAGAUGGAUGAAAAUGAUUUGACUACGAAGCUAAAGCAAGUUUUGCUGAGAACUAGGUAUUUCCUUGUUUUGGAUGACUUGUGGGAUGUUGAGAAAAAGCUAUUUGACAAAGAAUGUUGUCCUCCAACACUAAGUGAAGUUGGAUUUCAAAUCGCAAAAACUUGUAGAGGCUUACCUCUCACAGUUGUCCUUGUUGCUGAAAUUCUCGCUACUACUACACAAGAUAGAUGGGAAAAAGUUGCAAAAAGUCUAAGCUUUAUUGUCCUUGAUAAUAAAGAUUGCAAGAAGACACUUGAGCUGAGUUACAAUCAUUUACUGGAUUAUUUGAAGCCCUGCUUUCUAUACUUUGCUGCAUUUCAAGAAGAUGAGGUUAUUAACGUGCGAACGUUGUUAUGGCUUUGGAUCUGUGAAGGAUUGGUGCAACAAACUAAAGGAAAGAGCUUAGAGGAAUCAGCUUAUGACUACUUGAUGGCUCUAAUUAGUAGAAGUUUAGUUGUGGUUGCCAAACAAAGAACUAUGGGUGGUGCCAAAGCCUGCCAACUUCAUGAUUUGGAGGAGUUGGGGAUUUUGUUACCUAAACUUCUUAGAGUGCUGGAUUUGGGGAAGUGUAAUUAUAUACCAAGGGAAGUGGUAUCGCUUGUUCACUUGAGAUACCUGGUGCUCCGUGGAUUAAGCGCCAUCCCAUCUGUGAUAGACAACCUCUCAAGGUUGGACAUUCGCAACUCGACUGCAUCUUCUGAUAAUGUUUGCCAUCUUGAGAAAUUGGUUGUGCGCCAUUGUGGGAAGCUGGAAGAGGUCCCUGCUUGUUUAGGGGAAUGUCCGAGUCUUAUAAUGAUUAAGGUGGAAAAGUGUCGUGAGUCUGUUGCAAAUUCAAUAAAGCAAAUUCAGCAAGAACAAGUGGAUAGUGGAAAUGAGGUUCUAGAGAUUGCAAGCUUUCGUACUUUUGGUCAUUCAAGUUUUGCAGCUAUUUCCUCGCUCAGUGAUUAUAAGGUCACUCAUUGUUUUUGGGAAGCAAACAUGGUUGCGGGUAGAUUAUCUGACAUUGGAGCAGACACUGCCUCAAACGUGGUUUAUGAUUCUUUUGCACUAUUGCCACGGAUUGUUAGAGGAGAUAUUAGGAUCGAUAGGUUUGGUUUUCCUAGCUUUCAUAGGCAUAAGGUUUAA